GUUUUAGUUUCCUCUCCGGAGCCCAUCAGCCUUCCGGUAACAAACAGCGGGUUGUUGAAGAGGAAACUUCCAACGUACUUUGAUAAUGGAGAACUUCAUCCUGUAUGAGGAGCUCGGUGCAGGAAGCAGCUCUAUUGUCUAUAAAGGAAGAAAGAAGGGAAGUCUCAACUUUGUGGCUAUCAUCUGCACAGACAAAGCCAAGAGGACAGAAAUCACUAACCAUGUACGUCUCAGCCGUGAUCUGGAUCAUCCAAAUAUCGUCUCUUUCUAUGAGUGGUACGAGACAAGUAGCCACCUGUGGCUGGUAGUGGAGCUCUGUACAGGUGGUUCACUGGAGUCCAUAGUUGCUCAGGAUGGAAGCCUGCCAGAAGAUGUGGUGAAAAGGUUUGGAUGGGACUUGGUCAAAGGACUGAAACACAUCCAUGAAUUAGGAAUCAUUUUCUCUGACCUGACCCCUGCUAAGGUCCUACUGGAUGGUAGUGGCAUUCUGAAGUUUGGGAGCUUCUGUCUGUCCAAGGCACAUGGAGAGACACUGGAAGAUUUCUUUAUGUUGGUCAACAAGGAGAACUUUGACAACCUGAGGAAGCGAUUACAAGGUUCUCCAGCUUAUAGUGCCCCAGAGGUUUUGCUGGGAUCAGAAACCGAUUUGUGCUCUGAUCUCUGGGCUCUUGGUUGUGUCCUCUACUACAUGUACACUGGUAAACCUCCUUUUAGCUCUGACUGCCACACUGAGCUCACAGAGAUGAUUUUGCAUCAGGAUCCACCACCUCUCAGACAGACAGUGUUUUCUGAAGGACCUCCCAGUCAGGACUUCCAGAGUCUUCUGAAAAGCUUACUCAACAAAAACCCAGAUAAGAGGAUGAACUGGCCAGAGUUGCAAGAUCAUCCUUUUUGGACAGAAAUACAAAAGGAAGAGGAGGACGCAGAAGAAACUGAAGAGGAGGAUGAAGAAAGUAAGGAAGAGGGAAAAAGCCCUAAUUUAAGACACACAGGACCCUGUGACCUUUUCCCUCCAGGAAUGGCAGACAAUCCUCCCAACAGCCACUCCACCAUCACUCAGCCAGCCUGCAGGAUGUCUAAAAAACAAAUUUCAUCACAUGCAGCACCUGACAGACCAACUGAAAGAGCCACUGGUGGCCAACAGUCUGUCAAACACACAUCCUGUGGAGCCUUAAGAAACAGCUGGACCCUGGAGCGGGAGGUGGGAAAGGAGAAAAGAGGAGAGAGGGAGGCGAACACCGAAGAUGACCUGAAGCUCAGUGGAACUCAGCAGAUGGGGAACAGUCUGCAGUGCAAUAAGUCAUUCACACGAGAUAAAGUAUCAGAGCUCAGACCGAAGAGUGGUGUAGACGAGGACAACACUGAGGCCAUUUUUCUGCUCAGCUCCUGUGCAAAUUCAAGAAGGAGCUGCAGUACAUCAGAUUCUCCAAACCAGAACCAAGCACCUCAGGCCAAUAAUAGAACCAACAUCACAUGCUGUGUGAAGGAUCUUCUCCAUACUGACUCUGAUCUGACUGUCACUCCAAUUAUUGACAACCCCAAGAUUCUCAAGAUCACUCCUGUGCGAUUUGAUCCUAAAACCCUUUGUGUACCGGCAUAUUCAGUUGAGAAGCUGCGGUCUCUGAGUGAUGAAGAGUGGACCGUCUUCCUCUCGCAGCUCUGUUCAUCCCUUGAAGAACAGAAUCCCUCUACUUCUGUCUUCUCCUCUGGUGCUUCUUCUUCCACAGCCGUCCGGUCCAGACUCAACCUGCUGUGCUACCUCUGCUGUGUGGUUGGACACAAAGUUAUCGCUAACAGGCUGAUUAACUCAAAAUUGCUUCUUGUGUUGACCCAGCAGUUGCGACAAGCUCCUAACUGGGAUGUGCGGAACAAGGUUCUCAGAGUGAUGGGUCUACUAGCUCUGCACUGCAGUGACCUUGGAGAGGACAGCCCUGUUUCUGAGGCUGUGUCCGCACUGACAGAGAUGCUGAAGGAAAACCUGAAGAACAGUAAAAUAAAACAGUUCCUGCUGCCACCACUUGGGGAGUUUCUUUACCUCAUCUCCUCUCAGGAGGAGAAGAGAGGCUCCCCAGAGGGACUGUGGUUCGUUCCCGCUGCCGCCUACACUGGCUUAAUGAGGAGCCUGCGGGAAGGGGAUGAUUCUGUAGUUCAUCAUAUGGCUGCUAAAGCCAUAGAGAACAUCUCCACCACUGUGUCUGGCCCAUCCCAUCACCUGGCUACCACAGAGAUGGGCUCGGCCCUCUGGUUCCUAUUCACUCACUCCACUGUGGAAGCUGUCAGAGUUACUGCUAUUUCUUCUCUUUCUAGGCUCAGUCGGGUGGCCUCAGCAGUCUUCUUGGGAGUGAUUGAGACCUGUGGCCCUGCGGCCAUCUUGGAGACCAUAGGUGGAGCAGGGGCCAGAGUGCAGCAGCACCUGCUCACCACUGUGGCCACUGCUUUGCUCAGCUCACAUAUUCAAACACACCGCAUCACACAAAGCAGGGAUUUGGUGUUGAAGGUGCUGCGCUGUCUAGAGAGUCCGUCAACAGUAACAAGAGCCAAGGCAUUGCUACUACUGCUGCUACUAAUACAGGACAACACACACACUCUGCUUUACUGCUGCCAACACAGACUGGUGAUGUACCUGGAGAGAGACCUGCGCAAAGCCACGCCUCUCCGAGAGAAUCCCAGCCAAUCAGGAUAUCUGCCUCAGUGCCUGGAUGUACUGAUUGUGUAUCUGAGUAGCACAGCACCACUGAUAAUGGAGGACGUCUUAUCUGUCCUGAAAGGUGUGAUUGGGAGGAAACAUCCAUCUACCGCUCAGAGUAAACAACUUAAACACACUUUACCUACUGUGUCUGUGGUGCUGGAACUUCUUUCAUCUCAGGUCUUCAGAUCUCAAAUUGUAACCGAAGAGUUCCUGAUGCAUAUUGGAUUGCUGCUGAACUAUAUCGCCUCUGUAGAGUCCAACGAAACAAAUCUGUCCGGCGCUGUGGGUGCAGCAAUAUGUGAAGACUUGAUUAGAACAGCGCUGUCCGUUGUGGAAGUCCUGAGUCAGCACCAUGCUCUCCUUACUCCAUAUCACAGUGCUGUUGUGGACGCCAUCCUACCUCCUCUGACAACACUGGCUUUCAGCAGAAAUGCUGAGUGGUCGGUGUUUGUUUUGAGAGUUCUGUCUGAACUCAGUCUGGUCCUGCUGGCCGAGGACGGUGAUGACCCUGAGGACAAUAAGAAAACAGAAAGAAGAGAAGACGGAAGCUCCAGUGGUCAGAUUUUAUCGCUCAUCAAAUCUCUGCUUUCGAGGUACGAGGCUCUUCUUCGUGCAGCAGAGCCGAUCCCACUUCAUGCACUCAAACUGCUCGUAUCGAUGACUGAACACAACACUCAGAUCUGCAGGUUGAUCAAACAUACUGGGAUCCUACCAAUAGUCUUUCAGCUCAUUAUGGACAACAACAGUAAUGUCACCAGUGGGGUGGUCCAGAAUGCAGUCGUCUUGCUGUGUAAUCUUAGCGGAGACUCAGUCAUGGAUCAGCACCCACUGUAUCAGCAAGGGCUUGUAGAGGUGGUGGUGAGCAUCUUCUCAGAAGCUGCACUGGUCCACCUGGAUGGAGAGGGGCAUGCUGGGAGGAAGGUCAGCCAUUGUGUGUUGCAAGCCCUUUUGGAACUGCUUCACAACAUCCUGAAGAAAACGUCAGCCGUUGUCCGCUUCGCACUACAGAGCCAGAGGCUAUCUUGUCCAGCACUAGAGACGGAGGCAGCAGAGAAGCUGCUUCUGGCCAACAGACCCCUGAGCCAGCUCAGCUCACACCUCAUCCACAUGCUGUCUACUGAAAACCAGGAGUUGUGGGAGGAGUGUCUUCAGUGUCUGUCCCUGUUGGUCCAGCUGUAUGGAGGAGAAGGUCAUGACUGCCUGUCGCCUUCCUGCUUACAAAGCUUUUCAGACAUGCUGCGCACACACCUGCAAUAUGAAACUCCCCGAAUACAACGCACAACUCUCAGGAUCAUCAAACGACUGGUGCAGACUACAGACAGAUGUGAUUGGUCAGAAUGCCCUGAAGGAGCAGCACUAAUGAGGCUACUGCAGGAUAUGACUACGUCCAACAGGUGUCAUGCUGAUGUGGCUCCGCUGGCUGCUGAAAUCCUUCAAGAGAUCUCUGGAUCCUAAAAGUUUUAAUCUUCAAUGUUCAACCAGAGAAAGAUGGUCCGGUGUUUGGAUUUUUUGCUGCCAGACCUCAAAAGACAUUUAUGAUGUGCAGUCUGCUUUUUAGACUGGAAAUCUGUUUCUACAUAAUCUGCUGGGUAGGAUUGUUCACUCAGAAUGUUGUCAGUUUUGAAUUAAUACAAACAUGAGUUGUGUAUUUUUAGA
Molecule: messenger RNA, 4345 nt
Organism: Acanthochromis polyacanthus (spiny chromis)
Lineage: Eukaryota; Metazoa; Chordata; Actinopteri; Pomacentridae
Gene: ulk4
Product: unc-51 like kinase 4
Exons: 37
Coding region: 86-4144 (1352 amino acids)
Biological process (GO): protein phosphorylation
Molecular function (GO): ATP binding; protein kinase activity
Source: RefSeq, a predicted model, not a curated record